Molecule: messenger RNA, 1398 nt
Organism: Salvelinus namaycush (lake trout)
Lineage: Eukaryota; Metazoa; Chordata; Actinopteri; Salmoniformes; Salmonidae
Product: opsin-5-like
Exons: 7
Coding region: 1-1398 (465 amino acids)
Biological process (GO): G protein-coupled receptor signaling pathway; visual perception
Cellular component (GO): membrane
Molecular function (GO): G protein-coupled receptor activity
Source: RefSeq, a predicted model, not a curated record
AUGGAUAUGGGGGCGUUUGCGAGCAUUGACGACAUUGCAUUCCAUUCAAACAUACCUGUGGCAGCAGAUAUAACAGUAGCCAUAGUGUACGCAGUGUUUGGCAUGUGCUCUCUGUUUAGCAACAGCACACUGCUAUACGUCUCGUACAAGAAGAAGCACCUGCUCAAACCUGCUGAGUUCUUCAUAAUCAACCUGGCCAUCAGCGACAUGAGUCUAACCCUGUCCCUCUACCCCAUGGCCAUCACCUCCAGCAUCUACCAUAGGUGGCUGUUUGGGAAAACAGUGUGUUUGAUCUACGCGUUCUGCGGCAUGUUGUUUGGAGUCUGCAGUCUGACAACUCUCACCCUGUUGAGCAUGGUGUGUUUUGUGAAAGUAUGUUAUCCUCUCUACGGUAACCGGUUCAACCCCGUCCACGGCCGUCUACUGAUAGCCUGUGCAUGGGCUUGGGCCCUGGUGUUCGCCUGCUCCCCUCUGGCCCACUGGGGUGAGUAUGGUCCGGAGCCCUACGGCACAGCCUGCUGCAUCGACUGGCGCCUGUCCAACCUGCAUCCCGUGGCUCGCUCCUACACGGCGGCGCUCUUUGUCUUGUGCUACAUUGUGCCCUGCUGUGUCAUUGUGGCGUCCUACACGGGCAUCCUGAUGACGGUCCGAGCCUCCCAUAAGGCCAUGGAGCAUCACGAGGCCCGGCAGACCAAGAUGAGCAACAUCCAGGCUGUUAUUGUGAAGCUGAGUGUCGCUGUCUGUAUCGGUUUCUUCGCAGCGUGGAGCCCUUAUGCUGUGGUGUCGAUGUGGGCAGUGUUUGGACACAUGGAUAACAUCCCACCUUUGGCGUUCGCCGUGCCUGCCAUGUUUGCCAAGUCCUCCACCAUCUACAACCCCAUUAUCUACCUGCUGCUCAGGCCUAACUUCCGCAGGGUGAUGUACCGAGACCUAGUGAGCCUUCGCAGGGCCUUUCUGAAGGGCUGCCUGUGCUCCUGCUCCCAGGGCGCUGUGGUGAAGUGCCACUCCCACUCCGGGGUCCGGGUCGGCCUCCGUUCUGCAGACGUCCGGGCCACGGCCAGUCCUGUUCCCCCACCUCGUUGCACUAGCGCCUGCGAGAAGUGCAGCGAUGCCUUCGAGUGCUUCAGACACUACCCAAGAGGUUGCCAUGGCGGCACCAACAUCCCCAGCUCCUCAGCCAACGUUUACGCACCUCAGGAUCAGCUCUCAACAGAGCCCCAGCUGCAGUCGAUGACGCAAAAACAGAUGCGGAAGCAGAGGCGGCAGCAGAAAAAGCAGGAAGCGUGUCAUAAGCAGUCCCUGCGAGCCACCAUGCACGGCAAAAGGACCUCGGAGAUCGACAACCUUCAGAUCAACUUGGAGAUGGUGCCGGGACACGCUAAAGUUGCCUGGCCCUAA